Darwinula stevensoni is the source of this 672-nucleotide messenger RNA. Lineage: Eukaryota; Metazoa; Arthropoda; Ostracoda; Podocopida; Darwinulidae. The record is from the annotation of a GenBank genome assembly.
AUGAGGUUCAUAGAAAUGCAGCUGAUGGCCAUCGUGGGGGAUCUAUUCUCAGCUGGGGGAGAGACUACGUCUUCGUCCAUUCGCUGGGUAUUCCUCUUUCUCAUCCUCUACGCAGACAUCCAGAAGAAGAUGCAAGAUGAAAUCGUCGAGAAGAUCGGGACGGAUCGGUUGCCCUCUUAUGAAGAUCGGGGAAUGUUGCCCUACACCGAGGCAGUGCUGCACGAGGUUGCCCGAAUUGCCUCGGUUGCACCACUGGGUUUGGAUCAUUGCGCUACAACUGAUGCCCAGCUCAGCGGCUUCCGCAUCCCCAAGGGGACGGUGGUGCUGGCGAACAUUUACGCCAUCCAUCGAGACUCCCAAGUACUGGCUGGAACCGGACAAAUUCAGACCCGAAAGAUUCUUGGACGAGGAAGGGAAAUUUGUGAAGAGAGAUGGAUUCAUACCUUUCUCCAUCGAACAGAUUCGACGUUGUUUGUACCAGGGAAGCGAGCAUGCAUUGGGGAGAGCCUGGCAAAGAUGACCAUAUUCCUCGUGACGACGAGUAUUUUGCAGCAUUUCACACUGAAGAUCGCGGCACCCGUGGACUUGGAAGAUCUCCCAGUCUCCUUCCUCUUCCGCCUGCCCCCCCGAGUAUCGGCUCACCGUGCAUCGCCGACCCGAUUCGCACUGAUA